This is a messenger RNA of Paramacrobiotus metropolitanus, 2628 nucleotides long. Its product is annotated as rhodopsin-like. Gene Ontology annotation, molecular function: neuropeptide binding; G protein-coupled receptor activity. Bases 977 to 2086 code for a protein of 369 amino acids. Gene Ontology annotation, cellular component: membrane; neuron projection. Lineage: Eukaryota; Metazoa; Tardigrada; Eutardigrada; Parachela; Macrobiotidae. The transcript has 4 exons. The record is from RefSeq and is a predicted model, not a curated record. Gene Ontology annotation, biological process: neuropeptide signaling pathway.
GCGGCUAAACGCGAUAAUAAUAAAAAAUUAAAUUAACUGGCAAAUAAUGGAAAUAUUUUUGGAAUUUUGCCUUCGCUAUAAUAUUAUGAAUUAAAUAUGGUACUGUUCCUACUGUAACAUAGACAAUUCUAAUAAUAUUUAUUCCUUCUCGGAACAUUACCGCCAAACGUCGUCGCACGAUAAGGUCAUAAUUACCGGUUGAUAAGGAAGUAAAAUCCUUUAUAAAAUCGCGCGAUGACAGUAUUAUUUACAGGCUCCACGAAUUUUCUUUAUACGAGCCAGUUGUGCGGCAUAAACGAAAUUACGAAGUAAUUGCUGUUGCGGUGUCAGAUUUUUGUUGGGGAUAUUCCCGUUAAUUCAGUUUCCAGAAGCGCGCUAUAAUCGUCCACAUCACACGUCACUGUCACAGGACGCUGUAAAUUUUCUCCAAAUUAAUUAUGAUUAUAUUUAAUUCCAGUCCCUCGUCGUGUGCUCGUUGCAUGUUGAGACGGCGGAGACAUGGUUCCGGUUUUCUCCAAAACGGAAAUUAUUUAGACCCUGAAACGCAGCUAUUUAAAUAACGCAGUCGUCCCAGAAUAUUCCCACUUUUCUGGCUGCAGCGGCACACGAAUAUAUAGUCCAGUUUUAGUCUUUUGACCGUUUUUAUUUUUCUUUUUGAGUUAUCUCACUCAAACCGUGCUUUAUAUUAGUUAAGUCAUUUCUAUGAAAUUACAAAAGUUUCUAGCUAAAGGAAAACAUUUUCUCAACUUUUUCAAAAAAAUAUUAAUUUUAUUUUUCGAAAAAAUCAUUUUGAAUAUUUUGGUGAGUUAACUGUUAAUCUAAGUCGGCACUUAUGUGUGUAAUCAUUCUUCUUUGCCGCCCUUAUUUCUGAAUUUUACUUUAGCUUGACAGAUUCGUUGUGAAUUUUCUAAAACAUUAUCGGUCCAUUUUAAAACUUUUUUGUUAGCGAAAACGUUAAGAAAAUACUCUGCUCGCGAUGGUUAACGACACGGUGGCCGCGUUUAAUGCCACGACGACCAGCAAUAUUCCCAGCGCGCUGGAGCUGUUUCGGCCGCAAGUGGAGCUGUACAUCAUCGUCACCGUGACGGUGGGAUUCGGCGGGGCCCUGCUGAUCCUGCUGUUGCUAUGCGCCAUGGCCUUGGGAACACAGACGCGCGGCGGCGCCAAUAUCCUCAUCGUCAACUUACUGCUGGCGGAGUUUAUCAUGUGCUCCUCGCUGGUGCCGCAUCAGGCCUUCAGUAUCUAUUUUCCCUUUGCACGCAUUGAGCAGACUGGGUGUCGGUAUAAUUAUGUAAUCUGGAUGAUCCUGAUGAGCUACAGCCAGUGGCUGACGUGUGCGCUGGCCGUCAACCGGGUGGUGGCGACACUAGCGCCGCACUACUACUACCGCACCGCGUCCGGCAGCGCCAUCGGACUGACCAUCGUCUUCUGCUGGGCGGUGGCCUGCGCCUGCUUCCUGCCGUUUUUCUUCAAUACCGGCGGAUACUAUGAUUCCCUCCCGCCCUGGAUGAGCUGCAGCAUCAGGACAUCGCUCCCCUGGGCCAAACUGGCCAUGUACACGGUGGGCUUCUACGCCCCCAUGGCGAUAAUGGGCACCUGCUACGCCCUCAUCCUGCUGUACGUCGUCGGCAAGAGGCUGCGGCGCCCGCUGGGCGGCGCGGCCGGCGGUGACGUGUUCUCGCAGGCGGAACGGCAGCGUUUGGCCAUUGCGCGGAUGCUGAUGGCCAGUGCGCUGUGGUACUACGCCUGCUACCUGCCCAACACCAUCGUGGCCACGUCCUUCUAUCCGGUGUAUGUCCGCUAUCCACUCCUGCAGCUGUGGCUCAGGACCAUCUUCUUCCUAGGCUACGGCGGAAAUCCGCUGAUCUUCUUCACGAUGUGCAAGGACUACCGCAACGGGCUGCGAUCACUCGGGAAACGGCUGCGCCAGACGGUUGGCUGCGCCGCAAAACGGCCGUUGUCCUGCGGAACGGUGACCCCGGUGAAGACGACCCUAGUGUCGGUGAUAUCGGCUGAACGCAGUCGCGGCGGGGAGAAGGAUGCCGCGUUCGGUGGGGUGUACUACGCGGCGGAUGAAGAAAACUAGUGCGCAUGCGAUUCCCGCUGCUGUUCUUUUAUCUUUUAUUUAAUGUAUAUUUUAUAAUAAUUUGUUAUGAAGUUUAAUUUUUUUUAAAUGAUUUAUUUUCGCGAAUUCGCCGCUGUUUUAUUACAACGAUGUAUUAUGUGUUUCUAUCUAUAUUUUAAUAGUCAAAUCAUUUUUCUUUUUUUCCAUUUUUCAUUUUUUUUCUUUAUGUUUAAUUUUAUUUAAUUUUUUCAUUGUUGUAAUAAUUUUUCUUUUGUCGGUGAUUUUAUUUUUGUGUGUUUUAAAAUGCCUAAUUUUUGUGUGUUUUAAAAUGCCUAAUUUUUGUGUCUGUUUUAGAAUUAUUUUUAACAUGUGCAAAUGCAACGACUGGUAUCGGAUACUUCGAAGUAUGAUAUUUGCGGUACGUGUCCUGGUGAUGAUGAUCCACUGUCCCGGUUCACACGCGAUACAUUCACGUGGGAAAUUUGAUCCGCUUUUACAGCAACGUUAUACUGAGAUUAAAUGGCAGCGUUUCUUCCUUGUGCCGGCUUUCACCGAAAGUGUGC